Molecule: messenger RNA, 2718 nt
Organism: Hippocampus zosterae (dwarf seahorse)
Lineage: Eukaryota; Metazoa; Chordata; Actinopteri; Syngnathiformes; Syngnathidae
Product: kelch-like protein 10
Exons: 5
Coding region: 522-2315 (597 amino acids)
Molecular function (GO): protein binding
Source: RefSeq, a predicted model, not a curated record
GCGGGGGACACUCUGAACCGGUUGCCAGCCAAUCGCAGGGCACACAUAGACAAACAACCAUCUGCUCACACUCACACCUAAGGACAAAUUAGAGUGUUCAAUCUUCCUGUCAUGCAUGUUUUUGGAACGUGGGAGGAAACUGGAGUGCCCGGAGAAAACCCACGCAGGCACGAGGACAACAUGCAAACCCCACACAGGAAGGCCAGAGCUGGAAUCAAACCCAGUACCUCUGCACUGCGAGGUUGAUGCGCUAACCACUUGACUACCAGGCCGCCCUGGUCAAUAAAUGUGAAACAAAUUCAAUGUGUAAAAUGGAGGAAAGAUGAUGUAUUUCUUGAGAGUAAAGUAGCGGUGCUUUGAUGACGCGGAUGAUGUCGCCGCUGACGGCUUUUGACACAGAAUGCCACCCACCAUGAUGUAAUGCCAGGACCCCAUCAAUCCUCCCACCCCUCUUACAUGCCUGCCCCCUCUCCUCAGGUCCCCUACUGAUUUAUGUUAAUUCUGCUGAGACUGGUCUACAGAUGCCAAAAGUGUUAAGAAAUGGCAACGAAUUCAAGAUGAGUUAUGAUGGUAAAAUUCCAUACAAAUCUGGCUCUGUGUACAAUGAACUGCGUCUGACCGGAGGACUUAGUGAUGCGGUGCUCAAGGUUCACAAUGAUGAGUUUCUUAUCCAUAAGAUCAUCCUAUGCAACUGCAGCCCAUAUUUUGAGGCCCUCUUUCUUCGAUGGUCCACCCCAGAUCAGAGGGUCUAUGUCAUACAAGGUGUUACACCUCACAUCAUGCAACUCUUCAUCGAGUUCGCGUACACCAACUUUGUGUUGGUGACAGAGGACAAUGUCAAGGACUUGCUGAUUGCUGCUGAUAAAUUUGUGAUGACAACCAUUGUCCAAUCCUGCUGCGUAUUCCUGGCAGAGCAGCUUUGUCCCGAAAACUGCAUCGGCAUCUGGCAGUUCACCAAAAACUGCCACACGCCGGAGCUGCAGAUUAGUGCCUAUCAGUACAUUCUUUACCACUUUGAGGACGUUGCAGCCUCUGAGGAACUGCCACAAUUUACUAUGCAGGAAUUCUGCGACAUUCUGGACAGGGACGACCUGAUUGUGAAGAAGGAGAACACGGUUUAUGAGGCCAUCCUGCAGUGGAUUGCACACAAGCCAAGGGAGAGAGGCAGGAACCUGGCCGUGCUCCUAGCAAAAGUCCGCCUGGCUCUGACCAGUGAGGAGUACAUCACUAUGAACGUGUUAUCCAAUCAGCUGGUGCAGAGUAACAACAAGUGCUUGGACAUGGUUGACUUCGCCACCCGAGUGAUCCACCACAUGGUGGCAAACUCCGUGUCUGCAUACUGCAACCUGGUGGCCCGUCCCCGUCUGCCUUCCGGCAUCCUUUUGGCGAUCGGCGGCUGGAGUGGUGCCAACCCAACGCAGUGCAUUGAGGCAUAUGACGUGCAUGCCAACCGCUGGGUCAGUUUUAUCGAGGACAUAGAGCAACCGCGGGCAUACUGCGGUGCCGCCUUUCUCAAUGACGCCGUCUACUGCCUUGGGGGUUUUGACGGCGCGGAACAUUACAACACCGUCAGCCGCUUUGACCUGAACGCACGUACCUGGCAGGAAGUUGCGCCCAUGCACUCCCGUCGAUGCUACGUGAGUGUCACGGUGCUAAACGGGUGCAUCUACGCACUAGGUGGUUCUGACGGACGGGUGAGACUAAAGACGGCUGAGUACUACACGCCUGAGACUAACCAGUGGACUCUGAUCGCCAGCAUGCACGAAUUGAGGAGUGACGCCAGCUGCACCACCCUCAAUGACAAGAUUUACAUUUGCGGUGGUUUUAACGGAAACGAGCCUUUGCAAACAGCAGAAUAUUACAGUCCUGACACCAACGAGUGGACCAUGAUGACCCCGAUGAGCAGCCGUCGUAGUGGCAUCGGAGUCAUUGGGUUUGCUGACCACGUUUAUGCAGUUGGCGGCUAUGACGGUCAAACUCGUCUGACCAGCGCCGAGGCUUACAACCCACAGACCAACAACUGGAUCAUCCUGGCCCCCAUGGACUGCCCCCGGAGCAACUUUGGCAUUGAAGUCAUAGAGGACCGCCUCUUUGUUGCCGGGGGGUUCAACGGGGUCUCCACCACCAAGCUGGUAGAGUACUAUGACCUCACCACAGGUCUGUGGUCUCCAGCGUGCGACAUGCUGAUGUCACGAAGUGCUUUGACUUGCUGCGUGAUGUCGGGAUUCUACAACAUGGGGCACUACGCCAUGCUUCGGAAUGAUCUACCACUGCUAUUUCUGGAGGAUGACAUGGACAUGGAGGAGGAUGUCUAGAUACUGGGAAAAAAAACUGAAAUAAACUGAAAAUGAAUGACAGAAAAACCUUGAAAUAAACUGAUAAAUGACACUGAAAUCAAUUGGAAAAAAUAUCUAAAUUACUAAAAAUGAGAGAUGAAAAAGGAAAUAACAAAGGUGAUGAUGAUUGCAUUUAAUUAUAUGUGUUUUCUAUUUUUGUCUUUUUAUUGAGAGUCAGGUGUUUGGUGCAGUUUUCCAUCCACCGGUCAAUAAAGAUUUUUGUAAUGAAAUCAAUUCAGACCAUCUUUGGCUUGAACCCCUAAUCAUUGUUUGAAACCCUGACAACGGGGUUGAAUCCAUCUUUUAAAACACCCUUGAUAAUUACAUGAACCUCGGAACCUUAACCCUUGUUUAAAAGCACAACCUUGCAUGAAGCCCUAAU